AUCUGCCGCAUUUCCUCGACCUCGAGACUUCGAGUUGAGUUAGUUCAAGUUUAUGCCGCGAUCGGUGAGGUUGUGUGUAGUUGUCACCUGUGUCUCGAUCUGGAUUGCUAGCGCUUGAAGCUUGUUUUUCCCUAGGCUAUCUCUGCAACUAUAAAGAUGAUGAAUGGUUUCACAGUAAUUUUGAAUUCCUCCUACCGUGUCAUAGUUUUACAACCAGGUUUGUAGAGGCCAACGGAUUUUAACGGAAAAGCCGGAGUUGGGCACCGGGUAAUUUCAACGGUAUUCUGAGCGGUCAAAUUCUAACCAGUGGCUGGCAACUGUCUCAUCAGAGUGAACAGACUCAUGCAACGGCCGUCUCUACAACUAAAAUAGUCUAUUGGGAGGCGGUUUAUAGGCGGCCACCAUACCGCCGCCUGCGCUGCGCGUGGCCAAGCGACGCAGCGGCCGACGCCGCCAUGUUCCCCUGACCUCCCCAACCCCCCAUAUGUCGUCCACCACCCCCUCCCCCCCAUACCUGCCACCCCAGCCUCGGGAUGCCCUGCCGCUACUCAAGCAUCUCCCCAACGGCACUCGGGCGGGGGGGAUGGUCCGUUCCCCCACCACUCCCCCUCUCAACGCUGCUCUCCCCCACCACACCCCCCACUCCACUCUGCAGUCCUCGUCCUCGAACCACUCGUCCUCCAGUCAGGGAGGGGGGAGGGGGGUUAGGGCACUAAGGGGGGGAGGUCGUCCCCCGCCGGGACACGUUCUUAACACGUCAGCGCUGUCCUUCAAGCCCUCCCUGGGGGGCAACAGCGGCUCCGUUAGCCCGACACACACGGGUACAGGCACCCGCACCACAGGUCUCGACCAGUCCCGCGACAACUCUCACCUCACGGACCUGUCGCACAUCUCCCGCCUCACGCCCCUCUCCAAAGCCCAUCACCUCCACCACCAUCAUCACCACCUCACCAACACUAGCAACACCAGCAGUAUCAACAACACAACUACCAGCAUCAACGGCGGUAUCUACCCUCCUCCCAUGAGGAAUGGGGUUCUUAAGAACGCUUCCCCGAGUUCUGCUGCAGGACUUUUGCCGCGUAUCCUGCUCCCUGGCAGAAGGAUAUCCUCCUCAUCCAGAGGGCUUCUCCAAACCCUAGGGUUCCUAUGUCUGACGUCGCUGAUCAUGGCGUCGCUGGCGCUCACGUUCCUCUUGGAACUCAUACCUAGUGAUGGCCUCACUAGUGACGCUAGUGGUAGUAAUUCUAGUGCCGUGCUGCCCUACAAGGUGGCUCGUGACGUGAGCAUUCCCCUGGCGGCAGUCACGCUGUCGCUGGACCUCUUCUGUCUGCUGGUCUGCGCCGCGCAGUUCAUGUUCGCGCUCAAGCUCCAGCAGACAGCUGGCGGCGAGGACAGAGCCGCGCACUACCUGCGCCAGUCGUCGGUGUCGCGCGUGUGCGCCGUCACGGGCUUCUUCCUCUCCGUCCCUCUCCUCCUCACAGGCGUGUUGGUGCACACGUUGCUGGUGCUGCGCUCCAUUCCUGCCACGAUCAUGUCUGCCUUCAUCGGCGCCGGCAUCUUGCUGUGUGGCGUGUCUAUGAUCCACAAUGUGGCGGUGUGGCAGAGGCACAAAAGAAAGUCUACGGCGCGUGAGCAGCUACAGCAGUCGCUGGUAGCCUCCUCCCCCUAUGGAGGUCAUCGUAGCAACGGGGGAGUACAAAUGAGACCUCCGUCUCACCCCCUACACAGCACCUCCUCCCCACUACCCCCCACCACCGUGGACCUCUCGGCAACCAUGCACCCAACCCACGAGCUUUCUACCCUCGUCUGAUCGCAACAUCUAUUCAGGAUAUCUUUAAGAGUCUUGCGACGCAAAGCCACAAAGUAUUGAAGAUCAUAAAAAAAUUUGAAGUCCUUAGGAAAACAUUGCAAAAAAUUCUUUAUUUGGCAUGAACUUGAUUGUGGUGCAACGUUCUACGCCAGAAUACUGGUAUCUGCACGGUAUUCACGGUUUGCGAUUACAUAUUACGAGCUCCCGAUACCAACACAAAGCUGACGCCGAUGCAAGAAUUGCUGCGACUAGCGAGCAGUUCUUCUAACUUAUUGAGUUUUACUGUAAAAAGCUUGCUUAUACUAAUUAUAAAAUCUAAAUUCUAUGCAUGGUUCGCGUGAACCUUAGACAUAUUAUGAAACAAUGGAAACACUAUCGAAUUUGGUUCACGCGUUGACGUAAAUUUGCAAUUUGUCAUUUGCGUGGAGUGUAAACUUACACUUGAUGGCUGAUUUAUGCGUUAGCUUCGUAGAGGAAAAUUUAAAUUGAUGAUUUGACAAGUGCUCACUGUUGCUACAAGAAAUUUUUUUAUGGCUUUUGUUGUUCUCACCAAUGAAAGUUUUUCGUGCAAGUGAUUAAUUAACGAGAUCAAACUUUGCUCCUUCUCCGAUGCAUUUCAAAGAAAGAGAAGUUUGGUAAAUUAUGGAGCCUCGUACGGUUGUCAGAAAAAGCAAGCUACACCAACCGCAGGGUCCCGUACGCUCUGAAGACAUGCGUCUCAUUGUGUAGUUGCUCUUCAAGUACAAAGACUCAGUGUGUGUAUGCUUCUAUUUUUGCAGGAGGAAUUUUAUUCAUAAUUGAAAUGUUUUCUGGAUGUUAAUAUGAUAGUGAAUUAGGUACUCAAUUAUUUAUCAUGUUGAAUACUGAACAUGAGAAUUUCCUGAUGAAAUUGUGAAGCUAUACAACAACCGUCGGUACGUUCCAAUAACGCCUCUACGACUGACAUAUGUUCCCUUCACUGAAAUGUGGUUUAAUAAUGAUAGUCUUUAACAUAGUACGGCACACAAGACUUUUGUGGUAUCCUACAUCCUUGUUACUUAAGCUCCUAGUUAUUGCCAGAUGCUUCAAUGUUUCGUGUAUGGCCCGCAUCACGGAGACGUAUAAAGACCCUAGAGUUGACUUUACCAUUAUUUGGAAUAAGUACUAUUCAAAGUAAACACAUUUGUUAACGUGAACCGUGUUCACUAGAUAUUAUUACUUGCAUAGCUAAAUGAUGCUGUUGAUAACUCUCGUCAUAGCUUUCUCGGAAGCUAUGAGAAAGCUGAAUCUUUACCUCUCCACAUUUUAAGUAAUGUUGAAUUUGAGGUUUGAUUUUUUUUUCUAUAGCCUACUUCAAAGUUGUAUUCAAGAUUUCCUUGUUAAAAGUCAGCUAAACUUGUCGUGAACAAAAUAUUACUGCAGAGUCUUCAAUGCUUCCAGAUGUGCGUAUUGACGUCACCACGAACUGUAUUAUGAAAAUUUUGAUUAACUCUAGAAUCUCAAGUUAUGAGUGGUAGUCAAAAUCAUUUUAAGCAAAUCAAUUCGGUUAUCGAAUAACGUGCAUAGAGCGUGUUCGGCAGCUCUUAGUUUUCAUAGUCAUCCUUACGAUUUUUAGUCGGAUUACAGGUCGUCUCAAGAUGUUUCAUGCAUUGUGAUAACAAUUACACUAGACUAGAAUAAUGCGAUGCUGCAGCUAUCAUAUUAUAUCAUAAUAUAUUAUAUCUUGCAGCAGCAUGUUCACAAAUUACAUCCCUUUUUAGAUCAUAAUCAUCAUUUGUAAGCGCCUACGUUUGCAUAAUAUGAUUUUUUGCUACAACAACCAUGACUACUACAUAUCAUACCCGAGUAUUAUUGUUUGGAUGGGUGGAUAUGGGGCUCUACUCUACAUAAUAGCAGCGAGGUGUAUGUAACAGUUGAUUGUGUUAAGUAUGAUUAGAGUUCUGUCAUACUUGACAUUGAUGAAGCAACGAUUUCAGAGGGCUAUUGAGAAAGAAGACUGUUCACAGAAAUGUAAUUACGUACGUGUGGGAAGAUGUUGCAAGCUAUUUCAAUAUCAUUUAGGAGGUCAGAAUAUAAGUGUACAAAUCUUAUUUUACUUUAAGGUAACGUGAAACUGCCAUUUAUGUACAUAAUUUGAGGCAUCUCUACAUUUGUUACUGAUGUGCAUUCAGAUCUUCAAAUUUAUUCUGUCUGCGCGCUUACUUUCCACAGUAAUGAAUAAAAUUCUUAUCUUUAGCACUGAAGUAUUUAUAGGUGUAUAUAGUUGUUAUUGUAAUAUUUAUAUACACUGAAUUGAGUAAAUGCAACUGUUACAUU
Molecule: messenger RNA, 4105 nt
Organism: Hyalella azteca
Lineage: Eukaryota; Metazoa; Arthropoda; Malacostraca; Amphipoda; Hyalellidae
Exons: 6
Coding region: 485-1810 (441 amino acids)
Source: RefSeq, a predicted model, not a curated record